UAUUUCCAUUCGAAACCGAUUACUUGUGGGACUUUUGUGAAGGAUCUUAACUUUCCAUCGUUGGACACGAUGUAAAAGAGCUAAAAAGAGGAGGUUAGCCAGUUAAAUGAGCAUCAUCGAUGAAGAUAAUGGCUUCGAGGGCAAUGACAAAAAGGGUGAAUCCGAAGUGAGUACUUUGAUUAACUAUGCAUAACAUUUUGACAAUAGCCUUAACAAAUGAAUUUGUUUCCAAAGUUAUUGCACUUAUUUUGAUUUUUAUCGAGCUAAAUUUAGAUGAUUUUAUGUCGUAUUAUGAUAAGUACCUCACAAGUUCUCACAGCUGGUGGGUUUAAUAUGAAAAGCACAUUCGAAAGACAAUCUACGGACCACAAUAAAGUAGCCUGUAAACAACAGAGAGCUGCAAUUUAAUAUGGAAAUCCCAUGUCAGGAGGAGGUAGCAAAGAGGAUUGCUCCAAACUUCAUCAGAAGACAACUUCACCCGGCUUCUUUUUCACAACAACGAAAUUUUUCCUGAAAUUUUCACUUUCUCAUUACAAUGUCAUCCGAAGGUGUCAAAUUAAGAAGGUAAUUAUGUUUAAACGGUUUGGGAUGUAAACAAAAAUUUCAGUGAUAUUCAGUUAUCCAGGGCCAUGCUUGCUCAGAUUAGUUUUACAGGAUUUGAUAAACAACAUUGAAAUAACCACUUCCCCUCAGGCUGUAAAUAUCCUAUCCAACUCUGAUUCAAGAUUACUUGAGGCUUGUACCACUUAAAAUAAUAGUGGAGCUCGUAGAGCGUAACCUCAUAAUUAUACAAAAUAGUAGUAACCCUUCAAGCCAAAAAAAUUUGGAUAUACGACUGUACGACCGUAUGACUGUACAAGGUGUUACUUUAAACAUGUGUGGUCAACUGUACUGCAGGCACGCCAACGCCACGGCUUUAUCCAGUAGUCCAGUGUAGGUUCUAGUCCUGGCCGGGGCAAGGCAUUGUGCCCUUGAGAUGUGCGGAAAAAAAAAAUGCGAGCUCCGCUUUUAGCCUUGGCUAAAUCUAUGUAUUAAAGUGGCUCUAAAUGGUUUUGUCAGUUCUAAACACCAAUUCCUUGAUGCAUUGCAGCUUUAACACUUUUUCAUUUGUAUCCUCAGAAAUUGUGUCUAAAAAAUGCCUAAUUAUUAUUUCUUAUUUCUUUGACUUACAGGGUUACCAUAACAACACUACAUCUUCUUCAAAAUGCCCUUAAUUUAGGCUUUAUGAUCCUGUACCUAAAAAUUUAGUUCAUUGAUACCCCCUUUUUAUUGCUGAAUUGCAUCCAGUGUACCAAGAUUGAUCCUCCUUCAAAAGUUACAAAAUUCUGCAUUUACUGGUAGUUCAGAGCUACCUUAGUUUUUUGAUAGUUUUCAUUUAGCACAAUUGAUAUAGCUUUUCUAGAAGGAGGCUAAAAUCUUUGAUGUGUUAAGUCGAAAGAACUAUCCAAUGUCAAGUGUUUUUGUUUCUCUAGUUUAAAAGUGGAAAUAAGGAAAGCUGCAACAUAGAUUGUAAGUUGUUGCACAACCGAUCCUUGAAAGUCAAGGAGGAAUCAUUAUGAUCAGCACACUAAUUAGAGAUCUGUGACUCUGUAUUACCUAACACUUUUAACUAGUGCAUGUCCUAUCAGUAAAUGAGUUUUAAGUACAGUAUGUUAAGAUUGUUCUGUGUACUAUUUUAACCAAAAUUUUGUUUCUUCAGCCAAACCUUCAGUGGUCUCCAUUCAAGCAAUAUGAUCAGCUUAACAGAAAAACUACAAGAAUUGAUAUCAACCUAGUUAAAUCUGUGAUUGAUAGUACUUUCCCCGAUAAUGAACUUAAAGAUGAAAGAGAGUGCAAGGACCUUGAAGCACUUGUUAAUGUCCCUUGCUUGGCAAAACUUGUUUGUAGCGAUAAACCUCUUUCUUUGGGAAACAAUCCUUCUAUAUCUGAAUGUGCUUGUGGAAGUCUAGCAAAGAGGGAAAGUGUUUGUUUAUGGGAAAGCUUGCAAAACAGCUUCUUUCGAAAGACAACUAUUCAAGCUACUGAGGUGACUUGGCGGAGGAACUUUUUACAUCUAUUUAGCCUGGGAACAGAGGUAGAAUCAAGGUUUGGGAAAGAUUUUGCAUUGGAUGUCUCAGAAGAUCUGAAUGAUAAGCAUCCUAUUUAUAGUGGUUCAGGAAAGCUCCGAAAUGGAUUUUAUGUUUCUUCAAAUGGACUUGUGUUCUCAAGUGGGAUUAAGGUACGAAACUCACCGGUUUUAUUAUGCAAAGUUGUAUCUGCAAAAACCCCUCGUUAGUGACUAAUUUGCAAAAAUACCAAAAUUUCCUGUUGAAGUUGAAUCCGUUAUCACUUAUAUACAAUACAGUAAGACCCUUAGCUUUUAUCCAAUAAUGAUCUCUCUAAUUAAAGCUGGCUGUUUAGAAUCUUCCAUUUAAACACCCACAUGGCAAUCUGCUUUUAAUGUCACCAAGACAAGAAGUAUAUAAUUUAUUUCUUAAUAUUUUACACCCUCACAUCAGUGUGCAUUUUCUCCCUACUGUUGUUGAUACAUUUCCUAAGGUGCUGACAAGGAGAAUUCUCUCAGCAAUCGAAAGCUUCUUAAGUUGGUAAUCAUUUCUUUUAUUCUCCUGACAUAAAUGUGUGAUUCAGGGGUGAUAUUGUGAGGAGAAAUUGGAUGCUAGUCAGAGGUCAAAGGGUGAAACAAGUAUUGGGAUUAUAAUCAAAACAAACAUUUCAACUCACAAUAGAAAUUACGAGAGAGGUUUAUUGAUUGAAUUAGACUUACCAAAGCUAUAAACCAAACUUGAAUACACUGUCUCUGAUAACAUGGACUUUAUUCAACUAUUUUAUUCAACUAAUUUGUUGUUGUGUUUUUUAACAUUACCAUAUCCCACCAGCAUAGCUUCUUCUUUCUGUAUAUGUAUAGAGACCAUAUGCAACCCACAGAUCCUUUAUUUGCACUGACUUAGGGCUAACACUUGAACUGUCAGCUUUAGAAACUCUUUACUGUGGCAGAUUUACAUCAUCAACUCAAUUGAUUAAACUAAAUGAUCUUUUUAUACCUCCUACUGAUGCAUGUGCAACACCACAUUUUCACAAGAAACUUACCCUUGGUACGCUGAAUUUUGCUUUGCAAUUUAUCACUACCUCCAACUCUCUGAUUUGCACAAUAUGCCUAAUGGUAUGGUUUACUGCUGCAUUAGUGUUGAAAUGUUUUUAAAACCCAGGUAUGGUACUUUUGAUACUUGGAACCAUUACAGUGACUUAACACUUCUUAUUAGUAUAAUAAUUAUUGUAAUUUUUAAUCUUAAAAUUAUGAUUGAUAUUUCUUACUAAUGCUUCAAACCUCAAAUUGAUACAUGUAUGUGGUGUCUUGACUUCUUGAGAAAUCUUGCCAUAUCCUGUAGCCUUAGGUGUCUACAAUCCUCUCCAAGAUUUUUGCCAUAUCCAAUAAGAAAAUUUUUCUGAUGAACAACUGAUUUUAGAAACUCCAAUCUUGCUAAAUGCUUGAUCACUCUUCCAAGUGCUGUGAUCAUGUUUAUGUUCCUAUAGUUCCUACAUAAUAUUGUGUGUCAUCAUCUUGCCCAGUUUUCCUUACAGAGUGGAAGCUUUGAAUUGAUGGGCCCAUUACAUGUAAAUAUGGUUGUUCUAAGCUUUCCAAGCUUUAACCCUUCAAAACCUAAGAGGGACCAGCAUCUAGUUUCUCCACACAGUAAUACUGCUGAGUCAUUCAUUGAGAUCAUGUGAAUAAAGUAAAUGAUCACCAACCUAAGAAGCUUUUACUGUGAACUGAAUUCUCCUUAUCAGCACUAAAGGAAAUGUGUAAGGAACAGUAUGGAGAAAAUGGAUACUCAUGUUGGCGUGUAUAGGGUUAAUUGAAAAUUUUGAAACCAAUGUUGACUGCAUGAGGACUUUGUGAUGAUCUAUUCCUGGGAAGAGUCUCAAAAAAGCUUUGUUUUUCAGUUGCAUUGCAAGUUUGCACUGUUUUUGGUUACAUUUGGCAUCAAAGGAAUGUUUAAGAAAUUAAUUAUAGCUCAUGCAUUCCUAAUCAGAUGGAACAGUUCUUUUUAUCCUGUUCACAUUGCCAUUUAUUGCAAAAUAUUUACGUUUGGUUCCCACAUGCCAGUAAUUGAUAUUAUUACAUGUACCUUCAGACCACUGAAAACAUGUUUCACAGACUCUAGUUUUUAACUGUAUUUUGAUCAAUACUAUCUUCAGUUGUGGCCAACAAAGAUAAAAUACCCACAAUUUUUACUGUAAGUGUUCUCCAUCAUUAUCAAUAUGUUUACACUGUUUGUAGUAUGAAUCAUAAAUUCACAAUGAAACAUGUGGCUUUUCCAAUUUGUAAGACAUAUGAUAAGACUUACAUACAUUUAUGUUUUGGUGAUUGAAUGGCUUGCUUCUGUGUGAUUCUUGUAAUGAACCAGAUAUGUUUGAAGAUUAUUUACAACUUAUUUUGCUUGACCGUGAAGGCAGCAGCACAGAGAUUUUGUGCCUCUGUUGAAUACUGAAAUAAAGCACAAAGAAAAAUUAAGUUUGAUUAUUAUAUUGAAGAAAGCAACCAACCAAAAGAAGGUUGUCAUUACCAAUUGCAAAACGAUAAAAUGUACCUUUUCUUUGUGGGUUUUUUUUUGGCUUUGAGCCUUUGAAUACAAGGGUCUACUUUUUCCACUGAUGUGAGAUUUUAGUGAGUCACUGUGAUACCAUUUUUCUUUUUCAACAUGCGUUCACGUUGCCAUUCAUAGCUAUGUUCAAUUUCAUGGACAAUUCCAAAUUUAUGACCAUUUUGCAUCGAUGUUUUCUUCCAAGUAAGACUUUCUAUUUUAAUUAUAAUUAAAACUGGUAAAUAUUUUGAUUUUGUUUUUCUCAAGCUGAUACAGAGUUACUUUACAAAGAUUACAUAUAGAUAUUUAUUUUCAACUCGUCAUUUAUUGGAGGUGUAUGCGUUUGUUUUUUGUCAAUUUUUCUUGACAUGAAUAAAUUUUUGAUGAAUUUUUGAUGAAUUUUUUAUGAUGUUUACUUUAAAUUUUGAAUAUUGAUGGAAUCACUAAAAAUAUUAAAGUCACUUUGAAACUGGAAAAUGGAAGUGCAUAUGAGAACACAAUCUAGGAAACUUUUUAAGGCAAGGAUGUGAGUUUGGAGAUUAGUAUUUAGGACACCAAAAAUGGAUGAAUUAUUGUAAUUGUUCCUUUAAAUUCUAGGAAUGUUAAGACAUACACACGCUUUUAAGCCGAAUAUUGUUGAAUGAAUGUCGUCUUCUACAAUUUUAAUUAUUUGUGGUUUUAAUAUGUGGGUUUUGUCCCAAAUUAUUCAUGAAAUUAUUACUGACAUUAUUUGUCACAGUGAUUUUUUUUUAGAAUCAGUAAGAUCAACAAAAUUGGUCUUAUGGUUGCAGGUAAUGAAUUGGGUGUUAAAGUAUUUCACACUGGCCCCACAUUUGAUUUUUUUUUUCUCACAUUUGGCAAAAAAAAGUGAGAAAAAUUAUUUUAAGAUGAACUCAAUAUGUAAGGAAAAUUACAGCCUAGAGAUUGUACAAUAUUAAAGCAAAGAUUAUUAUGUAAAUUCAGAUGUUACUACUGUGUAAUGGAAAUUCUUGUAAGCCAUUAUUGACAUUUAAUCAAAUGGAAGUGUAAAGUUUGCUGUAUUUUGAUUGGUUUGUUGUUUUCUUGUCAAAAACAUAGUGACUUUUAAACAAAUAUUGCAUGAUUUGCCAACUUUAUUUCUUUUUCACUAAAUGAAAAUCUCCAUAUUACAUAGAGUGUGUCUGUCAAGUUGUCAGAAAAAUAUUUAUCCUCCUGAACAAUUAUUUAUGCAUCAGCUUGAAUAUGAAUCAUAUUUUGUUUUGACCAGGUGGACAAUGUGUCUACUGUAGAGUUUUUUUUCACCAAAGCUGAUUUGGUCAUUAAAUAGCUCAAGGUUAAAAAUAUUUCCCUUGUGAGGGCCAUUGGGAAUCAAUAUAAUGAAUAUUAUUGUCAUAUGCCAUUGAAAAAUAGUCUCAAUCACUGAGAGAAGAUUUCAGUUACUAUUGGAUCCUUCAUUUUCUGAUAAGAAACAAUGUCAUCCCGACUGGUGGGUUAAAUUUAAGAAUCAACCAUUUUGUGUUUUUCUUUGUGUUUUUUUCCCUUUUGUUUCCUUUUUAUCGAUAAGCACUCGUAAACCCUUAGUGUUUUCUUCCCUUCAUGUAUCAAAUUUCUUUUUGUAAGACAUACCGUUUUGAAUUACCAAGAUCAAUCUGUUUAGAAUUAGUUUUCACAUUAUUUUGAUAGUAAACAGUAUAGUGUUUGUUAAGCAUCUGAUUCUAUAUCUCAGAUAUAUUUUGAAUCAGUGAAGUAGAAUUUUUCAAACAUUUUAAUUCAUCCUUAUUGUGGGCUAAUACAAAAACAUAAUAGUGAAAUGAAAUAUAUAUUGAAAAAUUGAAUUACCAAAAGAUUCUAAUUCUACCUCAAUUAAGGGAAAAAAUACAAAGCAGAAAGUUAUCUGCUUUAUUCAUUUGUGCAAUCUAAAAAGAUGUUGAUGUCUUUGUUCAUUUGAGAAAUAAAAAAAGAUAUAUAAUGUCUAGUAGUUUUCACUCAAUGACCUUUGUGGAACUCAAACCAAAUGGGAAAAAGGAAUUAUUUGCUGUUGAUAUUUUUGAUCUGUAAAAUGAUGUAAUUUACUUGUUGGUGGCUUUCAUUAAGUUAAGGUGGUUUUGAUAAUUUAAUGUAGAUCUUUGUUGCAGUAUUUGUGAAGUCUGAUAUUACAAUUCUUGUUUUUAGUAAUAUUCAAUGCCUUCAUGUUUAUUUUGAAGAACCCCACAUUGUGUGUACUUUCACGGAUAAGUGAUUGACUAGAAGCAACAGUUUUAUAGAUUCAUGGGUAUGUUGUGGUUCAAUUUUAUCCUUGGUUCGAAGUUUAUUUUCCUUUGUUUCAAAUUCAUUAUCAUACAUUACAAGUUACACCCAAAAACAAUUUGAACCAAGGAUGAAAUUGAGCUACAACAGAUAUACUGGACAAUGUUGGUCGGCUAUUUUUUCCAAAUCUACCAUGGUCCCAUAUGUUAUCUGUUAGGGUGUUCCAAAUCAUUUAUUCUAAUCUAUGUUAGGAUGAUAAAACCAUAACUAAUUGAAUUAAGAGAGAUAUUGUUUAUUUUUUACAAGCAUGGGAGAAAUAAAAUAGUCUGGAUUUCCCAUGAUAAGUCAAACCUAGAACCUUCCUGUCUGGCCAUCAGGUGGUCAGAAUACUGCUAAGCUUUCUACAUUGUACUGUAAUAUAAGGGUUUUAUGAUCAAAAUCAGAAGGUUUAAAGGCUUGAUGAAUUGUGGCUGAUACAGAUCCUGACAGGUGAAUUCCAGCUUUAAUUCUUCUUUUUCCUGAGUUGUAAGCAUCUUUGAUUCCACCUAAAUCAGUACAGGUAUCCCCCAUCCACCUAAUCCAUUCCUUGAAUGCCAUUCUGUGCUCAUUUUUCCUUUUGCAUACUGUGAUGUCUAAAAAAAGUUGCUGCAGUUACUAUUCUUUUUUCUCUUUGCCAGACGAAAGCAGAAGAAAGGAAGCUUCUUUCUCAUAGGAUGGAAAGUGUUGAGUCUGAUCUGGAUGAAACACCUAACGAAAAUCAACUGCUAAACAAAGAAAACAAAGCUAAGGAUAAAACAGAACGGUUAGAUAUAUUACUCAUAUUGCAUUUUAAAGUUAUUUGCAGAUAGAAAAUUUAAACUGAUAAUUUUCCCAAAAUAUAUGUGAAACUGUUAAUGACUAGUAACUGAACUUAUUUCUUAAUAAAAGGAAGAAUUGGAUAUAGACUCUGGCAUUAUAUGCUGUUAUUUGAUUUUUGUUUAUGUAUUUUCAUAGAAAAUCAGGAUUGUUUGCAUCAUUGAGUGCCUCCUUGUGUGCAGCAAGGUCUGGGAUUCAAGGACUUUUGGAAAGGUGGGUCAUUUAGUGCAUUUCCCUGAGCCAAUGUGGACUACAAUCUGGGGAAAGCUGUGUUGAAUAAUACAUGAAAACAUCAAAUUCUGAGUUAAGACCUAUGAAAUAAGUCUUGGAACCUCAUUGCCACCUUUCGAUGUUGGAUGUUAUAAGGGCACAAGCUUCUCUGAGUUAAAAUUGUUCAUUCAACCCUGUACAGUGAAUAAACCAGUGACCAAAUGAUACUUUGAUUUAAUAAUUUUUUUAGAUCCUCACCAAAGGAGCAAAGGCGCUCAACCAGUGUUGUCCCCACAGGAGACAGUGAUGGUGAAGAUGAUACAGAAAAGUUGACACAGAAACCAAAUAUGCCAAAUCCUGAUGUAGAUGGCUUUGAUAAUCAUGACGAAUUUACAAGGUGAUUGAUUGGUUGAAGAUGUUUGACUGCAUAUUAAGGUUGACAUCAAAUCAGUGAGUAAUGCUCUCAGGAAUAUGGCAACUGACUCUUUAAAAAUGUGUCUCAGAACAAAAUUUUAAAUCUAUUUGUUUGGGGGGGGGGGGGGGGGAAUAGGGGGAACCUAAAGUUGUGUUCCCUUGGGAAAAGUUUCACCAGAAUUGUGGUAUCCUCAUUCCUGUCAUUCAGAGUGACCCAGACAGGAUUUCACUUGACAGCAUUUGUAUAUUUAUUUAAUUAUUUUGCAAGAAGAAAUAUAACAAGAAGAAAAAAAAAGUGUCAAGGGGCUAAUGUUUGAUCCAUAACUUAAUUCUAAUAGCAAAAGAAGUAUGUGGUGGACAUAAUUAUUAAUAGUUAUUGCAUUGUGAAAAUAGUUCCAAAUCACUGAAUUAUUGCCUUGUUAGUGAGUAACUGGGAGAGAUAAUUAUUUGAAAAAAGCUUUGAAUGUCCACAUUGCCCUCUUUUUGAAAUUACUAAGCACACAACUGUAAAAUGGCUCAUUAGGUUUCCUUUAAAUGUUCUCUCUCAAAAACCUAUGUGAAGUCUAAAUGAGACAUAAUCUGUUACAUGUUGAAAUCAGUUUUUUCUAUUGGACGGCAAUGAAAGCCUAAAGCUGUUUGUUUAUUUGUGUAUUCGUACUUAUAUUCUCAGACAAAUGGAAGCAAAGGGAGGUUUAACUUACCAGAGUGCAGACAGAACAGUUCACCAAUUGUCCCAUGAUUCUUUGCCUCCUCCACUCUCUCUUCAGUCAUUUCAAGCUGAAAAUCAAGCUGGCAAAUAGAAUUUACAAUAUAUGUUUAUUGAUUAAAAUAAUUACUUUGUUACUGGCCCAAGUUAUUCAACUAGUACAAUACCUUUUUGUCUCAUCUUGCUUAUGGUAUCAUGCUCAAGGAUGCAACAUCUAUGGUGAAAUUCAGAAAAACCUUGAGGGCUGGCAAUACAGAUUAAUUAUCAGGCAUGAUAUAUCUUUACUGAACACAAUAUGGAUGAGUAGUUUGUUAUGUUGAUAUAUGCUCACAUGUCCUUAUCAUCCACACAGUUAGUCACUUGUGGGAGCUCUUUUGUCACGACAGGAUAAACAAUUUUGGGGUGUCUUUCAGGUGUUCAUGGUUUUCUGAGUUUGACAAGAACCCUUUAAUUCCCAGAGAUGAUUGGUACAGAGAUUCUCUACACACUAUCAGUACAUUAUCAGCAAAUAGGUAACAAGAAUAAACAAACCUAUCAUAAGGAGGAUGAAAUUUUGAUAUAACAUAAUUUACAAAGAGGAGCUCAGAAUAGACAAAGUUUGCACCCUUAGAAGGCGUGAUCAUGAUGCAACAAAAAUAUUCUUCCCAAAUCUGAAGAAGAGAAUUACUCAUUAGAUCUCAAGUCUAAAGGGUUAAAUAUCAAUAAUAUAUGUUUUCGGUUAGUAAUUAAUUGUAGGGCUCUGCACUUGAUUUCAUUCUGACAGUUUCUUAUGUUCAAGAAAUAAGGAAUUUUGAAAUCAAAUGAUUAACAUUAAUUGAAGUCAAUUAAAUCUUUUAACUUCCAAGAUCUGAUUAGUAAUUAUUCUAUCUGUAAUAUAUAUCAGAAUAAGAUAUGACAAUAUGGUUCUUUAUCAGCAAAUUAUCUCACAAAUUAUUUAAAACAGUGUUUGGGACAAUUCACAUUAAAGAGACUUGGUUACUCCAAAUGGUGCUGUCAAAAUUUUUGCUGAAAUGCGACACAAGCAAGAAUUUAAGUGGUAAGCUAUUUCGGGGAACAAUUCUGCUGGCUCCACUUUUUUGACAUCAUAUGAAACAGUUUUCAGUUUCUGCUUGUGAGAGAUUUUGGAAACAAGCAUCUCUAAAAGUGGUCACUUACAAGAGGUGGUCACUUAUGAGAGGUGGUGGAUUACAAGAGGUUCUAUUUAUAGUGAUUUGACUCAGAAACUUUUGGUAUUUUGAAGAGGUGGUCUCUAACAAGAGGUGGUCCCUUAUAAGGGGUGGUUGCAAAGGAAAGUUUGACUGUUGUAACAUGAUUGAAUACCACUAUGAAUGAAGUUAAAUACUUAGAUUUAUGAAAUAAUUGUUUUUUCAUUUUAUUUGAGAGAAAUGUAUGAAAGAUUGUGAGUUUUGUGAAUUGCAUAGUAAAGUGAUUAUUAAGUUUCAUUGUAUAUGUUUUGGUAAAAAGUCAAAGCGGUUUCAAACUAGUUUGAUAUCUAUUUCUCUAGUAUGUUCCUAAUACAUUACCAGAAUCCUUGAGAAAAUGUAAUGGAAAUCAAACUAUUUUGAAUUCAUUUUAACUUGAAAUUAUUCCAAACCACAGCAUAUGUAGGUCAAUCUAACUAACUUUAAAAUUACUAUCACAUGGCAUGAAGGUUAUUGUAAUUUUUAUGAUUAUUAUUACUAUUAUUAUACUAUUAAAAAUGAUUGUAAAGUAUCAGAUUUUUUCUUCACAAAUUGUUUGACAAAAUUGGUUAGAAUCUGUUUUUGUGUUACCAUGAAAGAGAUGUUUCAUAUUUUCAUUUGUGUUUUUUAAUUUUUUACUAUUAUCUUGUAAUUCAUGUCAGAGCACAAAAACACUCUAUUAUUUCUAAGAAAUGUUAUAAAUGAAAUAUGAAAGAGAAUGACUCGAAUGUAAUAUAUGUGAUAGAAUUAAUAAUUUUUAAAUAUUUAGUGUAGUGAGAGAUGUCAUGCUGCACAUUUAGCUGACCACAGAUAAAAAUUUUCAUGAUGGAUU
Messenger RNA from Pocillopora meandrina, 11007 nucleotides. Lineage: Eukaryota; Metazoa; Cnidaria; Anthozoa; Scleractinia; Pocilloporidae. The record is from the annotation of a GenBank genome assembly.